Messenger RNA from Mycetomoellerius zeteki, 2928 nucleotides. RefSeq names its product interferon-related developmental regulator 1. The transcript has 11 exons. The record is from RefSeq and is a predicted model, not a curated record. The coding region runs from base 403 to 2769 and encodes 788 amino acids. NCBI's taxonomy places the organism in Eukaryota, Metazoa, Arthropoda, Insecta, Hymenoptera, Formicidae.
UCGUCGUGAAGGUAGGGUUGCGCGUUGUCCCGUCUUUUUCUUCCUCCUUCCGCCUCUCAUUGCUUCUCUCCCUCUCUGUUUAUCUGUCUCCCUCUCUCUUUCUCUUAUCUCCCUUUCUCUUUUACCUUUUACCCCUUCUCUCUAUUGUUACCAGAUAAUAGCGGCCGCUCGUAAUAAAGGAUUGGUGACAAUAAAUGAGCUGGCCGUCCGCGGCAAGGUGCAGUCCCGUUCAUUGUGCUGUGUAAGAAGAGUCCACGAGCGAAUGCGUGAAUCGUGUGCGUGCGCGCGUGAACGUUCCUCUGUGAGUGAACUCAACCUGUGGACCUGUGGAUAGAGAUAUCUACCUUCGUGAUCUAUAAGUACCUCAUCUUUCUUCGCAGAAGACUGUCGUUCGUUGCCAAAAUGAAGCACAUCGCGUUCAUCGUAGCUCUACUUCUCGGUAUCGUUGGGUGCACGCAUUCGCAAGAGAAUUUAUCUUCCACCGUCUUUCCCGAUCUUCAACAGAUCAGCGGUGUGGUGGAUGACCGAUUCCCGGAUAUUGCAAAGAAAUGGAACCAAUCAGGGCUGUCCGUUGAUGAAGGCACGAAUCGUUUUAGAGAAAGCUGCGUAAAGAACGCUGGACCAGAUGCAUAUAACCUUAUCGAUCGUGCGGGAUCUGAAGCGACACAAUGUUUUCAGAAGCUCAUCAACGUUACAGAACUCUACGCUGAGAUGGAAAAAUACAAGCCGACAGGUGAUUUAGAUAUUGUCUUCAGGAACUAUUGCAGCAAGCGCCAGACUAUGCGAACUUGCGUGAGCAAUUUUACGAAUACGAUAGCGGUUUGUCUGACCGAGAAAAUGAAAGAGAACCAAAAAAUAGUGAUGAAUAUAACUGACUCGCUGCUCGAGUUUGUCUGCUACAAAGAAGGGGAUCGAAUCGCCCUUUUCAUAUCGGCUGGAGGACCAGAGUGCUUUGAAUCAAAACAGCAAGAAAUUAUAGAUUGUGUCAACAAGACGUAUGGAGGUAACAUAUCAAAUUUUGAUCCUAACGGUUUUCCUACGAGAUUGGAGAGUGUCUCAGCUUGGGAUUUUAGUCCAAAAGAAUGCAGGGACAUGAACAAAUUGCAAAUCUGCAUUGUGGCAGAGUUAGAAAAAUGCCCUGAUCCCACGCCUGCGAAUAUAAUGGAUUCUGUAUUUAAUUUCAUCAAGAGAGUGACGCCAUGCGAGAAUGUACUUGCAGAAAGCGCCGCUGCUACUGGUACACAGUCCAAUGCUUCGCACGUGGGCGCUCUUAUAGUUAUAGCAAUUCUGUCUACCGUUUUAUCUUUUGUAACAAACUAUAAUUUCAUCCCUGCUAUCCAGCCACUAGACUUCCGUAAGUUGUGCACAUCCUUGGAUAUCUCGAUUGGUAGCAAAUUUUGCACUACUAGAUCGGUGUUACCGUCGCAGAUGGUGUGGUCAAAAUCAAACGCCACGAGAACGAUGCCAGGCAAAGGGGGCAGAAGAGGAAAGUACGGUGGAAAAAGAGCUGAGUUUACAUCCGAUGAGGAUUCAAUCAACAAUGAUGCGUGCAGCGAGACCAGCGGUCAAUCCGACAAUCGUAGUGUGCUGGAGGACGCGAAUGACAACGAGGUGGACGAGCUCGCGCAGCAGGAGGCGUUCGAGGAGAAGAUGAAGGAGGCGAUCGACGGUUUGACGCAGAAGAGCGCGAAAGGCCGCACUAUCUGUUUUAAUGGUAUAGAGAAAAUUUUCGCUAUCAAAUAUAUACCUGAUUUCGUGGAGGAUAGAAAGAUGACCAUCACGGAUGCUGUGGAGCGUGGCUUGAAGAAGGGCCGUGGCGAUGAGCAGACAACAGCUGCCAGAUUGAGCACCCUGUUGUGCGUCCAGUUGGGCGCCUUCGAGAGCGCCGAGAUAGUCUGCAGAGAUCUAAAAUCAAUUCUCACCUUCAUCGCUAACGACAAUACAGCUUCUGUCCAUGCUCGCGCCGAGUGUUGCUGGGCGUUAGCCAUGAAUCAAUUCUUGUCGGGCAACGAUGCGACUGACACCAUGGAAAUCGCACAAUUACUGUCGUCCAUCUUUUCGGGCUCUUAUUUAAAGGGAAACGGCGCGAUCGCAAACAUAUCCCCGGAUGUGGCGGCGUUACACGUGGCAGCUAUCUCAUCGUGGACCUUGCUUCUAACAGUUAUGACCUCCGCGGAUAUCUACAAUUUGCUCGCGAGCGGCAGAACAAACAGUUAUAUGCCUUCACUUAAUCGAUUGCGCGAAUUGCUGGAAUCACCACAUCUCGAUGUACGUCUAUCAGCCGGCGAGGCGUUAGCGGUGAUAUUCGAACUCGGUCGUGAUUUCUCCUGCGACUACGAGCAGAAUUGGGCGCUCGACCUAAUCGAAAUUCUCAAGGAACUCGCCACGGAUUCCAACAAGUACCGUGCUAAAAAAGAUCGCAAGCAGCAACGCGCUAAUUUUAGAGAUAUUCUGCAUUAUAUCGAGGAAGAUAUCGUUCCGGAAAUGCAUGUGAGAUUUGGUCAGGAAAUUCUGUAUCUAGAGGGAUGGUGCGCGAGGACUCAGUACAACGCUUGCUGCCGGCUAUUAGGCACCGGUAUCAAUUUCCAUCUUGCUGAAAAUCAACUCUUGCGCGAGAUCUUUCACCUCGGCAACAAAGUUCUACCUCCACCAGUCACAAUCAAAACGAGUAAAUUAGAGCGAACAUUGAUGAACGCGGCCGCGUUCAAGGCACGCACCAUUCAGCGCAACAAGAAUCGCGACAAACGAUCUGCAGCUAUGGCACCGUAAUCUUCUACUCCUAUGCUGGUUGUCUCAUUUUAGUGUAAUACAAGUAUAUUUGAAUUUUUCCUUUAAUUUAUUGUAACUAUAUUUAAUAGCAUAAAUUACUGUUUUCUCAAUCGAUUCUUAAAUCGAAAUUGUACAGAUGUUCUCCACGCGACACAUGUC